Molecule: messenger RNA, 1617 nt
Organism: Melanotaenia boesemani (Boeseman's rainbowfish)
Lineage: Eukaryota; Metazoa; Chordata; Actinopteri; Atheriniformes; Melanotaeniidae
Product: acidic mammalian chitinase-like
Exons: 11
Coding region: 33-1457 (474 amino acids)
Biological process (GO): carbohydrate metabolic process; chitin catabolic process
Cellular component (GO): extracellular region
Molecular function (GO): chitin binding; chitinase activity
Source: RefSeq, a predicted model, not a curated record
UUACUCAUGGCUUUAAUUUUUACUUUGCAGGAAUGAGCAGCACAACUGUCAUGAGGAAGCUAAUUCUAACAGCAGUCUUCUGCCUGUGCCUGAGCAGUUUGGCAUCAUCAUCCAGACUGGCUUGUUAUUUCACCAACUGGUCCCAAUACAGACCAGGCAAUGGGAAGUUUAUGCCUUCAAAUAUUGACCCGAACCUCUGCACCCACCUGAUCUAUGCCUUUUCUGGUAUUAAUGAGGCAAAUGAGUUAGUCACUGUGGAAUGGAAUGAUGAAGAACUCUAUAAAUCCUUCAAUGGACUCAAACAGAGAAAUCCCAAUCUAAAAACACUGCUGGCUGUUGGCGGUUGGAACUUUGGAACCCAAAAAUUCACUGCAGUGGCAUCAACACAAGGCAACAGAAAAACAUUUAUCCAGUCUUCUAUCAAAUUUCUGAGAAAACAUGGCUUUGAUGGACUAGACUUGGACUGGGAAUACCCGGCAGCAAGAGGAAGCCCUCUGGAGGACAAGCAGAGAUUCUCUGCGUUAUGCAAGGAGCUCCUCGAGGCCUAUGAGGCAGAAGGAACGGAAACUGGGCGGCAAAGGUUAAUGAUCUCGGCUGCUGUGUCUGCUGGGAAAGGAACCAUUGAUGCUGGCUAUGAAAUUGCAGAGUUGGCAAAGUAUGUGGAUUUUAUCAAUGUGAUGACGUAUGACUUUCAUGGCUCCUGGGAGGGAGUCACUGGCCAUAACAGCCCUUUAUACAAAGGAUCCCAUGACAUCGGGGACAAUGUGUACUUAAACACUGAUUUUGCUAUGAGGUAUUGGAGAGAUAAGGGAACGCCUAUAGAAAAGUUAAAUAUGGGCUUUGCCACAUAUGGACGAACAUUUCAACUUUCAACUCAGUCCAGAGAAGUUGGAGCCCCUGUCAGCGGUUCAGCUGCUGCUGGUACUUUUACAAGGGAGGCUGGCUUCUUGUCCUAUUAUGAGAUUUGCACUUUUCUUCAAGGAGCCACUGUUCAGCUGAUCGAGGAUCAGAAAGUCCCGUUUGCCACCAAACAAAACGUGUGGGUUGGAUAUGACAACAAAGAAAGCUUUUACACCAAGGCCCGUUAUCUUAAGGACAACCGAUUUGGAGGCGCCUUCAUCUGGGCUGUGGACCUCGAUGACUUUAACGGACAGUUCUGUGGUCAAGGAAACUAUACCCUCAUCAGCUAUCUCCGCUCUCUUUUGGCAUCAGAUCUACCUCCCCUCCCUCCUACAGAAACCACCAAGCUGGUCGCCAAACUUCAUCCCACACCAGCAGCCACUACUUCAACCAAAAUCUCUGAUGAAAACUUCUGUGCAACAAAAGCUGGUGGAGUGUAUGCCAAACCAGAUGCACCAGGUUCUUUUUACAGCUGUGCCAACGGGAUCACCUGGAUCCAGUCCUGUGCUGGCAAUUUAGUCUUUCGAGACAGCUGCAAAUGUUGUGACUGGCCCUAGACACUCUCACUACUGUCAGCAAGUCACAAUCUCUUUUUUUUGUUUUAUGAACAUUAAAUAAAUUGUUUAAAAUCAUUACAGAGGUUAUAUUUUCAUUUGGCUUUGAUUGUUAUAGAUGUGUGAUAAAUCAUCUCCAGUGUUUGUGUGGCUCAGAGUUGUU